AUGGGCGCCGACAACGACAGCACCUUCAGCCAUUUCAUCCUUAUAGGCUUCUCUGACCGGCCCCAGCUGGAGAGGGUCCUCUUCGCCAUCAUCCUGCCCGCCUACCUCCUGACCCUGCUAGGCAACAGCACCAUCAUCCUGGUGUCCAGGCUGGACCCGCAUCUGCACACCCCCAUGUACUUCUUCCUCACACACCUGUCCUUCCUGGAUCUCAGCUUCACCAGUAGCUCCAUCCCACAGCUGCUCUAUAACCUCAGCGGGCCGGACAAGACCAUCAGCUAUGUGGGCUGUGCUCUGCAGCUGGUCCUGUUCCUGGGCCUGGGGGGUGUGGAGUGCCUGCUGCUGGCUGUCAUGGCCUAUGACCGCUUUGUGGCAGUCUGCAAGCCCCUGCACUACAUGGUCAUCAUGAGCCCCAGACUCUGUAUGGGCUUGGUCUCAGUGGCCUGGAGCUGCGGGGUGGCCAAUUCCUUGGCUAUGUCUCCGGUGACCCUCAGCCUACCCCGCUGCGGGCACCGCAGGGUAGACCACUUCCUCUGCGAGAUGCCAGCUCUCAUCAGGACAGCUUGUGUCAACACCGUCGCAGUGGAAGGCACUGUCUUCGUCCUGGCAAUAGGUAUCGUGCUGUCACCCCUGGUGUUCAUCUUGGUCUCCUAUGGCUACAUCGUGAGAGCAGUGUUGCGAAUCCGCUCCGCUGCAGGGCGGCAGAAGGCUUUCAAUACCUGUGGCUCGCAUCUCACUGUGGUCUCGCUUUUCUAUGGGAAUAUCAUCUACAUGUACAUGCAGCCAGGGAACAGCUCCUCCCAGGACCAGGGCAAGUUCCUCACCCUCUUCUACAACAUUGUCACCCCUCUCCUCAACCCUCUGAUCUACACCCUCAGGAACAAGGAGGUGAAGGGAGCGCUCAGGAGGCUGCUGCUGGGUAGCCGAGAGAUAGGGGAAGUAAGGGCUGGUUCCAGACAGACCAGAGGCAAGCUGUCUUGGUGA
Molecule: messenger RNA, 984 nt
Organism: Rattus rattus (black rat)
Lineage: Eukaryota; Metazoa; Chordata; Mammalia; Rodentia; Muridae
Product: olfactory receptor 2W3-like
Exons: 1
Coding region: 1-984 (327 amino acids)
Biological process (GO): G protein-coupled receptor signaling pathway
Cellular component (GO): membrane
Molecular function (GO): olfactory receptor activity; G protein-coupled receptor activity
Source: RefSeq, a predicted model, not a curated record